UAUAUUUUAAAUUUAAAAUAAUAGGCCUAUUGUCUAGAACAAUAGGAAGAUAAAUGACCAGCCUUAGAAUUCGUAAGGCUUCAUAAAAAUAAAGUGUGUAUUAUAAUAUGGUGAUUUCGAAUUAAAUCACCCCCUCCUCCAAUAUUUACUUCUCUUUAAUAAUAGCCGUAUUUUGUCUGGUUCUGAGCGGACCCCUGCUGAGUUAGAAAAUCGUGCUACGGAAACACGAAUAUCAAAUGUGAUAUAUUUUUAUCCACUUUGUUGCCACGGGUAAAUUUAAAGGACGGACCCGUGGAUUUUUCCACGGGCUAACGACUAGUCCCUAUAAUAAUAGCCGUAUUUUGUCUGUAUCUGCGCAAAAUAAUACUACAAGUAGCGAAAUACGGUAAAUAACGGACAGGCAAUCCCGUGGAUUUAUUCACGGGCCACCGUCUAGUUUUCAAUAUUAUUUGUGUCAUGAUAAACCUUGGUUCCAGAGCGUCGCGUCAUGUCCGAUACCUAAAGCUAAGAAACUUACUAGCUAACGAGGUUGCAGAAAUAAUCGCUAUCUUGUACAGAUAAAAAAUCAUUGUCUUUUUAAUGAAGCUUAAUUAUAUAGGAAGCGCAACUUCGUUCGAAACUCGUGGUAAACAUUUUAAUUAAUUUUAAGUUUUCUAUUAAAUUAAAGUUGAUUACCCUUAUGCUUGAGUCUAUGUGUGAUUUGUGAUAUAUAUAAUCCAUAAUUAGCUUAAAUCACCUGAGGUGGAGACCGUUGGUGCUUUCUGUUCAUACAUUUAUUAAUUUAAUUGAGGUAACUAAUACAUAUGAAAGUGACAAAUAGAAAUGUAUUUAUUAAGACGUGGCUAGGACGACGUAUCUACUCGACAGCAUUUCGAGAAAGCCCGGAUUCAAAGUCUUAAUACACCACCACGAUAUAUCAUACACAAUAAAUAUGGUGUUAUUAAUAUUUCGAAAGAUGGCAGACGCCUCCAGGUAAAUGCUAUGUAUUUCAAGUUUGGUCGCCUUCUUGUUGUUAUUUUGAACAUUACACUGUUGUUUGUCAUUUCUAUGAUCUUGACCGAGUUUUAUGGGGUUAUUAUAUUUCGUGAUGGUGGUUACACAGAAUGGUCAAAAUUUACAAAGUGUACCGUUAGUUGUGGAGGCGGAUUUAGGCAUCGUAAAAGAGAUUGUACUGAUCCAGAACCUUCGCUAGGUGGUCAAACCUGCAGUAGACUGGGACCGUCUCAAGAAGUGCUGCGAUGCAACGAACGUAACUGUCCAGUGAAUGGUGGUUUCGAACGAUGGAGCAGAUUCGGUGAAUGCAGUUCAAGCUGCGGAGAAGGGACACAAAAACGAGUCAGGUACUGUAUUAAUCCGGUGCCUAAAUUUGGAGGAUUAGAUUGUAAGCAACAGAAACUUGGUGACUACGAAGAGGAGAGAAGUUGUAACGAGCAACCAUGCUCUGUCGAUGGCGGAUACACCGAAUGGUCUGAAUGGACAGAAUGUUCAGUAUCGUGCGGUCAAGGUACAAAAUCUCGGUUGCGCUCUUGCACAGAUCCAGCACCAUCUUUCGGAGGAAAGGAUUGUAGUAAUCUUGGUCCUGAUAAGGAGAACCCAGAAUGUAUAAUCGAAUGCCCAGUAAACGGAGGAUACGGUGAAUGGACACACUGGGAUAAAUGUACAGUUGAUUGUGGAGGAGGUUUUCACACGCGAACGCGCGCUUGUGACUUUCCUUCACCUAGCGGAAAUGGAAAAACAUGCCUGGAGAUGGGCUACGGAAAUGCAGAAGACACAAAGCCGUGUCAUACAGAGGCUUGUAACAAAAAUGGUGGUUAUAGCGCAUGGGGGAAAUGGUCAGAAUGCUCGAAGACAUGCGGAGGAGGAAGAACAGAGAGGGUGAGGCAUUGUGACAACCCGAAACCAUUAGGAAAAGGUAAAACGUGUAAAGAACAGCACCUUGGAGCAAGCAUCGAAGCUGAUGAAUGCAACACACAAAGUUGUUAGAUACAAGACCAAGAUUUAGUAAUAGGUUAUAGGGGGGGUUCACACUAGAAUUUUAAAAGCAUGCUAUAAAUUUAAAGCAUGGUUUAAAGCAUGCUUAAAAAUGUGAACGCAUUUUU
Messenger RNA from Hydractinia symbiolongicarpus, 2099 nucleotides. Its product is annotated as coadhesin-like. NCBI's taxonomy places the organism in Eukaryota, Metazoa, Cnidaria, Hydrozoa, Anthoathecata, Hydractiniidae. Bases 982 to 1983 code for a protein of 333 amino acids. The transcript is spliced from 5 exons. The record is from RefSeq and is a predicted model, not a curated record.